Molecule: messenger RNA, 366 nt
Organism: Arctia plantaginis
Lineage: Eukaryota; Metazoa; Arthropoda; Insecta; Lepidoptera; Erebidae
Source: the annotation of a GenBank genome assembly
AUGGCGUAUAAAAAGAAAUUCACUUUGUGCGCGCGGGAAAUUAAUAAUUCUAAGUUGAACAACAAUACCGGAAAAAAUGAGCGCAAGGACGCAUGCGGCACGGAGCGGGCGCCCGCCGGGCGGUGGCGGUGCGGCGGUGCGAGUGGCGCGAGCAGGUGGGCCGCGGACCAGCGCACUAGAACUCUUCGAAUGGACUGUAAAUCUUUAAUAAAAACUUGCGUAACUCGACCAGUUAGUGUGAAAUUGAAUUUAAAUUGGAGAUCGCACGAGUUUCGCAAAAACUUCGUAAAUGAGGUCUCCUGCGCUGACCUCCCUGAAUUUUAUAGCGUUCAAUUUAUCAGCUUAUGUCAACGAAGUAUACGUUAA